CUCAGUUCCUCUCAGAGGCAGCAGGGAGUCACUUUGCUGUAAAAAUGAGCACCAUCCAUUAAGCUCUGACUCUAUCCACUGAUAAAGGAGAGAUCCGGUGCGAGCAUCCGACCCAGCGCAGAGUCACGCAGACGACAGCACCGCCGCAUCUGUACCAACCUCUGGCUGCAGCUUACAAUCAGACCUCUUUCUCUCUCUCUCUCUCUCUUCUCUUUUUCUUUUCGUCCUGCCGCCGAACUGAGCACGGACCAGCGGACAAGUGUGCCUGUGGUCGAGCUGACCGGGGGCAGUGAAACAGGUAAAACAGAGCUCCUGUCGGCAGCCAGAAGCGCUCCCCCGAGUCUGGUGCGCACAUGGCCCCGAGAGCGCGACGGUCCCUCCGCUGACAGCCGCGCGUCAUGGAGCCACACGCUGGAUGACGAGGCCUUCUCUCUGAAUGGGCGGAAGACAGAACAUCGCAUCAAACCUUUUUCUUCUGAUUUGAGACUUUCUCUGGAAACUUUUUUUUUGAGGGGGUGGGUCGGUUGCAAAAGCAAACAAGCAAACAAACAAACAAACAAACAAAAAGGAGCCCGAGGAGCGCAGAGCCAUGCUGGGUUCCAACAGGAUUCUGAGCCUCCGCGCAACGCGCAGUCGGAGCUGCGGUGGCGCGCCGGGGGCGCGGCUCCCGCCCCGGUCUCCCUCCCGGUGCCGGACCCCCGGUGCCGGCUCGAGGAUUUACUGCGCGUGUCUGCUGCUGCUGCUGCUGGUCACUCCUCGGGUGGACUCUUCGUGGUGGUACAUCGGUGCGCUGGGGGCCCGCGUCAUCUGCGACAACAUCCCGGGUUUGGUGAACAAGCAGCGGCAACUCUGCCAGCGCCACCCAGACAUCAUGCAGGCCAUCGGCGAGGGCACCAAGGAGUGGAUCAGGGAAUGCCAGCACCAGUUCAGGCACCAUCGCUGGAACUGCAGCACGCUGGACCGCGACCACACUGUGUUUGGACGCGUCCUGCUACGGAGCAGCCGUGAGGCAGCAUUCGUCUACGCCAUCUCCUCGGCAGGAGUGGUGUAUGCGCUGACUCGCGCAUGCAGCCAGGGAGAACUGAAGACAUGUAACUGUGACCCACACAAGCGUGGACGGGCGGGUGACGAGCGGGGAGAAUUUGACUGGGGUGGCUGCAGCGACAAUAUCAACUAUGGCAUAAAGUUCGCCAAAGCCUUCAUUGACGCCAAAGAGAGGACCGUCCGAGACGCACGGGCACUCAUGAACCUACACAACAACCGCUGCGGCAGAACAGCAGUGAAGCGAUUCAUGAAGCUGGAGUGCAAAUGUCACGGAGUGAGCGGCUCUUGCACGCUGCGGACCUGUUGGAUGGCCAUGUCAGACUUCAGGAAGACUGGUGACUUCCUGAGGAGGAAAUACAACGGGGCCAUUGAGGUGACGAUGAAUCAGGAUGGGACGGGUUUUGCCGUAGCCAAUAAAGCCUUCAGGAAGGCAACCAAAAAUGACCUGGUCUACUUUGAGAACUCACCGGAUUACUGCUUGCAAGACAAAUCAGCAGGUUCCCUGGGCACAGCUGGGCGGGUCUGCAAUAAGACAUCUCGCGGCACGGAUGGCUGCGAGGUCAUGUGCUGCGGACGGGGCUACGACACCACACGGGUCAAGCAAAUCACCAAGUGCGAGUGCAAAUUCAAAUGGUGCUGCGCUGUGGAGUGUAAGGACUGCGAGGAGGCCGUGGACAUACACACCUGCAAGGCCCCCAAACGAGCCGAAUGGUUGGACCAGACCUGAGGGACACGCCCCCUCAUGCAACCCACCACCCCCCGACCCCUUAUGCGGCUCCACCCCUUUCCCCUUUGCAGGACAUCCUGUGGAACAUGGCAUUCUGGGAAAGUUUGUCAGAAGAAAGUGCUCUGCGUCUCCGCCCUCCCCUGUCCCCAUCCCGGUUCAUCAUUGCAUGGCUUUUCUACUUGUCUCUGUGAAAGCACUAGAAUUCAGUACCCAUCAAUAUGAAUUGAUACCCAUUAUCCCUGUUUGUGAAUGGCCCUGUGACUGAACUGCUGGGAUGCGACGAUGAAACGAUGAAACAGUGAAACCAGCGAACACUUUGGGGUUUGGGUGGAUUUGGCUUUUAUCAAAGAUUCAGUCCAGAUGGCCUUUUUUCUAGUGUGAGGUUCCGAGUUAAAAAAUGUUUGCUGCUUUCACGAUGCUUUAAAAUGACAACCUUUUUUUUACAUUAACUGAGCCUUCAAACAUAUCCAGUAUUAUUACAAAAACAUCAUAUACUCACAUACUUUUCUUUAUUUUUCUGGGGAAAUACACACUAUUAUUUACCCAAAGGAAUACUUGGUUGGACUUGGGGAAAUAGCUUGACAAGUGCACUUUGAGAAGUGGACAUCUAAGUGUUAAGUUUGGCUCUGUGUAGUCAAACAGAAGUCCAGAAAGAGGACCAGAGGACAUGGAGAUGAACACCAGAUGAAUAAAUGGACGGAUGCAUUAUUGGAACUUUGAAUGCAACUGUAAAAAAAAAAAAAAAAACAACAACCAAAAAACAGAAGGAAAGAAAUCUGUUUAAAAGUGAUUUAUUUAAAUUGUAAAGUGUUGUUUCAUUUCUCAUCUGCGGAUGAGACUGCACUACAUUGGCUGACAUGAGGAGAGAGAAGAGCACUCCCAUUAUUGUGAUUAUACAGCGUACUUUAGUUUUCAGUUUGUUCGAUGACAAACCGCCGCCAAGAAGAAGAAGGCGAAGAAGAAGGAGAAAGCCUGGACGGUCCUUCAGUCACACAUAACCACAACAUCAGACAGAUUUCUCUUCUCUGCUCUCCAGCUUGCUUGUAUAACAUUGUGUAUAUUGCCUUAUCUAAACAGAUGUUCAUAUGAAAUAUAUGGUGCAUUAGUAUGACA
Molecule: messenger RNA, 2884 nt
Organism: Scophthalmus maximus (turbot)
Lineage: Eukaryota; Metazoa; Chordata; Actinopteri; Pleuronectiformes; Scophthalmidae
Product: protein Wnt-2b
Exons: 6
Coding region: 590-1771 (393 amino acids)
Biological process (GO): cell fate commitment; canonical Wnt signaling pathway; multicellular organism development
Cellular component (GO): extracellular region
Molecular function (GO): cytokine activity; frizzled binding
Source: RefSeq, a predicted model, not a curated record